GUGGCGUGGAUCCACCUGGACAGGAAGAUGAUUGUCUCGAUCCACAACCACGUAAUCACCCGUCAGUCCCGCUUCUCCGUCACCCACGACUCCCACAAGACGUGGACACUACACGUGACGGGAGUCAUGGAAGAAGACAGAGGGCACUAUAUGUGUCAGGUUAACACAGCUCCCAUGAUCAGCCAAACUGGCUUCCUUCAGGUCGUUGUGCCGCCGAACAUCGUGGACACUGAGAGCAGCAAGAGCAACAUCGUGGUGAGGGAGAAGGAUGACGUGAUGCUCACUUGUCGAGGUGACGGCUUCCCUAAACCCAACAUCAAGUGGCGCAGGGAGGACAGCAGACCAAUAGAAACCUCCGACGGACGCAAAGUGUCGCACCUAGACGGCCCGCAGCUGCGGCUGCGGCAGGUCAGCAGGACCCACAUGGGCGCCUACCUCUGUAUCGCCUCCAACGGUGUCCCUCCCUCCGUCAGCAAGAGGAUCACCCUCGAUGUCGAGUUUGCGCCUCAGAUGCAUGUGCCCAAUCAGCUUGUAGGGUCGCCGGUGAGCACGGAGGUCCACCUCGAGUGCUUCGUGGAGGCUCACCCUCGAGCCAUCACCUACUGGGAGUACCGGGACGCUAUGGUGAUGAACACCACACGUGUCACCACACACACACUCGAGGACAACUACAAGAUCCAUAUGGUGCUUGAUAUUCGAGACCUCCAGGACGGGGACUUCGGUAUGUACAAGUGUAUCUCCAAGAACUCCAUCGCUGAGACAGACGGCUCCAUCACCCUCAAUAAGACGUUCAGGACAACCUCGGCCCCGCAGACCAAGUCCCAUCACCCUGCAGUAGACGAGGACGACCCGACCUACUGGAGCCCAGAGCGCCAAGACAGGAAGGACUCCAAGAGAAAGCUGGAGGAGGAGAAGGAAACGAAGCAGCGGCUGGAGGAGGAGCAGACCAGGAGACGGGCGCAGGAGCGGAGGCGGAACCAGGAGCUGGAGCGUCAGAGGCUGGAACACGACUAUAACAGGAACCACAUUAACAACCAGGUCACCAGGGUCACCAACGCCCCAGCUGGUGUGAGCAAGAGCGCCUUCCCUUGCAACAGAUGGAUAACAGUCUCCUGCACCAUUGUCUACUUGUUAACCUUGUUUCUCCAUUAACAGCUGGUUAUCAUCGUAGUUGUUUGCUUGUUUGCCCGCAUUAUUGUACACUAUAGAUCCGUUAGCCUCAACUGCCCCCCCCCCCACCACCACCACCCAUUUUUGUCUUUAUACAUUUUACGGGUAAUUUUAAGUCGAAUCACAUAAUCAUGUCUUUAUUUGUGUAUAUAUUGAUCAUUAACACACACACACACACACAGAGUACAUGUAAACAUAUACAUACACACACACAUACUCAGGUGAGUACAGACACACACAAAUGCAUGUAAGCAUAUACUCACACACACCCAGCAGAAUUUUAGCCAUAUAUAUAUACAUAUUAUCUUAAUGUACGCAAUCUAUGUAAAUAAAAUGUUGUUUGAAUGAA
Molecule: messenger RNA, 1519 nt
Organism: Procambarus clarkii (red swamp crayfish)
Lineage: Eukaryota; Metazoa; Arthropoda; Malacostraca; Decapoda; Cambaridae
Source: RefSeq, a predicted model, not a curated record